AUGCUAACCUUCAUAUGUUAUAGUCUUCUGUAUCACUUGAAUAUCUUUCUUUCUUUCUUUCUUUCUUUCUUUCUUUCUUUCUUUCUUUCUUUUCAUUAUAAUAAUCAUUCUAUCCAAAAGUCUUUGGUAAUUCAUGCUAACCUUCAUAUGUUAAUGUCUUCUGUAUCACUUGAAUUUCUUUCUUUCUUUCUUUCUUUCUUUCUUUCUUUCUUUCGUUCGUUCGUUCGUUCGUUCCCUUUCUUUCUUUCUUUCUUUCUUUCUUUCUUUCUUUCUUUCUUUCUUUCUUUGACUUCUUAUUCUGUCAUCUUUCUUUCACAUUGUGGCCCCUUUCUUCCUAAUUCUGGCCUCCUCCUUUUUUCUUUUUUCUUUCUUGCUUUUUUCCCUUCUUUCUUUUUUUCUUAUUCUAACCUCUUUCUUUCUUUCUUUUUUUCUUUCUUUCUUUCCUUUGGUACUAUCUAUCUAUCUAUCUUUUUUUCUUUCUUUCUUAUUUUUUUCCUCCUUGUUUUUUAUACAUCGGUUUGCCUUCUUUCUCAAUUUCCCUGUCUUCUUUUCCUUUCUCUCUCUUUCCCUCUCUUUUUAUCUUUAUCUCCCUAUUUAAUUUCUUUCUUUUUUCUUUCUUAUUAUGACCGCUUUCUCUCUUAUUCUGCCUCCUUCUUCCUUAUUCUGGCCUCCUCCUUUUUUCUUUUUUCUUUCUUUCUUUUUCCUUCUUUCUUUUUUCUUAUUCUGGCAUCUUUGUUUCUUUGCCUCCUUCUUCCUGAUUCUGGCCUCCUCCUUUUUUUCUUUUUUCUUUCUUUCUUUUUUUCCUUCUUUCUUUUUCUGUCAUCUUUCUUUCAUAUUGUGGCCCCUUUCUUGCUUAUUCUGGCUUCCUUCCUUCCUUAUUCUGACCUUUUCUUUCUUAUUCUAACAUCUUUCUUUCUUUCUUUCUUUCUUUCUUUCUUAUUCUGA
Messenger RNA from Acanthosepion pharaonis, 945 nucleotides. Lineage: Eukaryota; Metazoa; Mollusca; Cephalopoda; Sepiida; Sepiidae. The record is from the annotation of a GenBank genome assembly.